GGCGCGCGCUGGCAGAGAAGGUGUCUGGUCAUGGUGGUGGUGGCAGCCACGCCGAGCCCGGCCGCCGGGGCCCCUAAAGUGCUGCUUCUGUCCGGCAAGCCCGCCACAGCCGCCGCCGCCGCCCCGGCCGGCCGGGCUCUGCCGCUGAUGGUGCCGGGCCCGCGAGGGGUCAGCCCGGAGGCGGCGGACGCGGGGCAGCCCCAGGCGCGCAAGCGGCAGCGCCUCACGCACUUGAGCCCGGAGGAGAAGGCGCUGCGGAGGAAACUGAAGAACAGAGUAGCAGCUCAGACUGCCAGAGACCGAAAGAAAGCUCGAAUGAGUGAGCUGGAACAACAAGUGGUAGAUUUGGAAGAAGAGAACCAAAAACUUUUGCUAGAAAAUCAGCUUUUACGAGAGAAAACACAUGGCCUUGUAGUUGAGAACCAGGAGUUAAGACAGUGCUUGGGGAUGGAUGCCCUGGUUACUGAAGAGGAGACAGAGAACAAGGGGAAUGGAGUGAGGACAGUGGCCGGGUCUGCUGAGUCCGCAGCACUCAGACUACGUGCAUCUGCAGCAGGUGCAGGCCCAGUUGUCACCCCUCCAGAACAUCUCCCCAUGGAUUCUGAUGGUGUUGACUCUUCAGACUCUGAGUCUGAUAUCCUUUGGGGCAUUCUGGACAACCUGGACCCAGUCAUGUUCUUCAGAUGUCCUUCCCCAGAGUCUACCACCCUGGAGGAGCUCCCAGAGAUCUACCCAGAAGGACCUGGUUCCUUACCAGCCUCCCCUUCUCCAUCACUGGGGCCGUCAUCAGCCAAGUUGGAAGCCAUUAAUGAACUAAUUCAUUUUGACCACAUAUAUACCAAGCCCCUAGUCUUAGAGAUACCCUCUGAGACAGAGAGCCAAGCUAAUGUGGUAGUGAAAAUCGAGGAAGCACCUUUCAGCCCCUCAGAGAACGAUCGUCCUGAAUUCACCAUUUCGGUGAAGGAAGAAGUUGUAGAAGAUGACUUCAUUCCAGAGCUGGGUAUCUCAAACCUACUUUCAGCUAGCCACUGCCUGAAGCCACCUUCCUGCCUGCUGGAUUCUUAUUAUGACUGUGGAUAUGAAGGAUCCCCUUCGCCCUUCAGCGACAUGUCCUCCUCUCUUGAUGUAGACCAUUCUUGGGAGGACACUUUUGCCAACGAACUCUUUCCCCAGCUGAUUAGUGUCUAAGGAGUGAUUCAAUACUGUUGCCCUUUUCCUUGACUAUUACAUCACUUCCUGGAGGAUGGCAGAGAAGCCUGUGUGUGCUUCAUUUGAGCAGCCAAAAUAGAAGGGGUACAGUCCUAGAGAAUUCCUCUAUUUAUUCAAACCUCAGAGAUCACCCCGAGUAUUGUCUUUUGACAUUCAGCAGUCUGAGGUACUCAGAUACAUUACUUUUAAUUCACAACUACAGCUUUUGAGGUUGAACCUGUAUCUUAAGGGCAGUAGUUUGCCCUGAACUAUGUAAGGGUCAUUGGGCAAGUGUCUUAAAAUAGACAUGGAAUUUAUGAAUGGCCCUUCUCUUCCCCUUCUUGGCAUCCCAGGCUUGCCUCUGAUUUUAGGUCCUUUAGUUUGCUUCUGCAAGCAGAAAGAACACCUACCUGAGGGGGGCUACUUUUCCCUCAUGUACAGUUCAAGUAAAGAUCAAGAAUCUUUUGUAAAAUUAUAGAAAUUUACUAUGUAAAUGCUUGAUGAAAUCUUUCCCUGCUAGAGUAGCUUUUGAAAGGUGCUUUCUCCAUUUAUUUAAAACUACCCGUGCAAUUAAAAAGUGCAAUGUGG
Molecule: messenger RNA, 1776 nt
Organism: Choloepus didactylus (southern two-toed sloth)
Lineage: Eukaryota; Metazoa; Chordata; Mammalia; Pilosa; Megalonychidae
Gene: XBP1
Product: X-box binding protein 1
Cellular component (GO): nucleus
Molecular function (GO): RNA polymerase II transcription regulatory region sequence-specific DNA binding; DNA-binding transcription factor activity, RNA polymerase II-specific
Source: RefSeq, a predicted model, not a curated record